Molecule: messenger RNA, 4409 nt
Organism: Cyprinus carpio (common carp)
Lineage: Eukaryota; Metazoa; Chordata; Actinopteri; Cypriniformes; Cyprinidae
Product: glutamate receptor 3
Biological process (GO): modulation of chemical synaptic transmission; monoatomic ion transport; synaptic transmission, glutamatergic
Cellular component (GO): AMPA glutamate receptor complex; dendritic spine; postsynaptic membrane
Molecular function (GO): AMPA glutamate receptor activity; transmitter-gated monoatomic ion channel activity involved in regulation of postsynaptic membrane potential
Source: RefSeq, a predicted model, not a curated record
GAGCUUUAUGCGGACUGCGCACGCGGGUCCGCAGUGGCGGGUUGCGCGCGCGCGCGUUUGCGGGUGCUCUUGUAAUUUCACGUCACAUCAAGUUUUAUCAGCGGUCUGAUUGGAUGAUCCGCAACGCUGUCCUGAAUUGAGGGGCUCACGCGCUUGUUUGCUCGUACUCGGUGUUCGUCCUGAAGCCCGAAUGCACCUCUCCGGCAUCGCGUGAGGGAGUCGGCGCACAUCUUGCGGUUUUUGUUGUCGCCCUCUUGCCCGGACUGGAUGUUGCGCGUGAGCUGAAGAAUUCUAGAGGUCGGAGACAAAAUGCGAAGACGAGCGCACGCGAGCGUCCUGCUCCUGCCGUGGCUGGUGCUGCAAACCCAGGCAGGCUUUCCCAACCAGAUCAAUAUCGGUGGUCUCUUUAUGCGCUCCACGGUCCAGGAACACAGCGCUUUCCGCUUCGCCGUUCAGCUCUACAACACCAAUCAAAACAUCACCGAGAAACCCUUUCAUCUGAAUUAUAACGUGGACAAUCUGGAGUCAUCCAAUAGCUUUUCAGUCACGCACGCGUUCUGUUCUCAGUUCUCCAGGGGUGUAUAUGCGAUAUUUGGAUUCUACGACAGGAGGUCAAUGAACACAUUAACGUCAUUCUGCGGUGCUUUGCACACCUCCUUCAUCACUCCAUCUUUUCCCACGGACACAGAUGUGCAGUUUGUCCUGCAGAUGAGGCCAAGCCUCCGGGGGGCGCUGCUCAGUUUGCUAGCCCAUUACAAAUGGGAGAAAUUUGUCUACCUGUAUGAUACUGAUAGAGGGUUUUCCAUCCUACAGGCCAUCAUGGAGUCUGCGGUGAUGAAUAAUUGGCAGGUGACAGCACGUUCGGUGGGGAACAUAGUGGAUCCACUGGAAUACCGGCGCAUUAUCGAAGAAAUGGAUCGUCGGCAGGAGAAACGUUUCCUUAUUGACUGUGAGGUGGAACGUAUUAACAGUAUUCUAGAGCAGGUCGUUAUCUCAGGAAAGAACAGUCGAGGAUAUCAUUACAUCCUGGCUAAUCUUGGAUUCUCUAACAUGAGUUUGGAUAAGGUGGUCUCUGGCGGAGCAAAUAUUACCGGAUUCCAAAUCAUAAAUCCUGAUAGCCCGAUCGUGCAGCAGUUCCUUCAGCGCUGGGAGCGGCUUGAUGAGAGAGAGUUCCCUGAGUCUAGAAACACUCCCUUGAAGUACACCUCUGCACUGACACAUGAUGCCAUCCUGGUGAUAGCCGAAGCAUUUCGGUAUUUGAGACGUCAGCGUGUUGAUAUUUCUCGUCGAGGGAGUGCAGGCGAUUGCCUUGCCAACCCGGCUGUACCGUGGAGCCAGGGAAUCGACAUUGAGAGAGCUCUCAAAAUGGUUCAGGUUCAGGGUAUGACGGGAAAUAUUCAGUUCGACUCAUUUGGACGGCGAUCAAAUUACACCAUUGAUGUUUAUGAAAUGAAACCAGGAGGAGCCAGAAAGAUUGGCUACUGGAAUGAAUAUGAAAAAUUUGUUUAUAUAGUGGAGCAGCAGGUUACCAACGAAUCCUCCUCUGUGGAAAACAGAACCAUUGUGGUCACUACUAUUAUGGAAGCUCCAUAUGUAAUGUACAAGAGGAAUUAUAUGCAGUUGGAAGGGAAUGAUCGCUAUGAGGGCUACUGUGUAGACUUGGCAUCAGAAAUCGCAAAGCAUGUGGGCAUAAAGUACAAACUGUCCAUUGUAGCUGAUGGGAAAUAUGGAGCACGCGACCCUGAGACCAAGACCUGGAACGGCAUGGUGGGGGAGUUGGUAUAUGGGAGGGCAGAUAUAGCUGUGGCUCCUCUCACUAUAACCCUCGUCCGGGAGGAGGUGAUAGAUUUCUCCAAGCCCUUCAUGAGUCUGGGCAUUUCCAUCAUGAUAAAGAAACCACAGAAGUCCAAACCAGGAGUCUUCUCCUUUCUGGAUCCGCUGGCCUAUGAAAUCUGGAUGUGUAUUGUGUUUGCAUAUAUCGGUGUGAGCGUGGUUCUCUUCCUGGUGAGUCGUUUCAGUCCAUAUGAAUGGCACAUGGAUGAGAAUGAAGAGGCCAAGGAUCCACAGACGCCACCGGACCCACCCAAUGACUUCGGCAUCUUUAACAGUCUCUGGUUCUCUCUUGGAGCUUUCAUGCAGCAAGGAUGCGAUAUCUCACCAAGGUCUCUGUCUGGCCGUAUUGUUGGAGGUGUGUGGUGGUUCUUCACUCUGAUCAUCAUUUCAUCCUACACUGCCAAUCUAGCUGCUUUCCUGACUGUGGAAAGGAUGGUGUCACCUAUUGAGAGUGCAGAAGACCUGGCCAAGCAGACUGAAAUCGCCUACGGAACACUCGACUCCGGUUCCACCAAAGAGUUCUUCAGGCGUUCAAAGAUCGCUGUCUACGAGAAGAUGUGGUCUUACAUGAAGUCCGCCGAGCCCUCCGUAUUCGUAAAGACCACCCCCGACGGAGUGGCUCGCGUGCGCAAGUCAAAGGGGAAGUUUGCGUUCCUGCUCGAGUCCACGAUGAAUGAAUACAUCGAGCAGAGAAAGCCGUGUGACACUAUGAAAGUGGGAGGGAACCUGGACUCCAAGGGCUACGGUGUGGCCACGCCCAAAGGGUCGGCAUUAAGAAGUGCUGUAAACCUGGCGGUGUUAAAGCUGAAUGAGCAGGGCCUGCUGGACAAGCUGAAAAAUAAAUGGUGGUACGACAAGGGAGAGUGCGGCAGCGGGGGAGGGGACUCGAAGGAUAAGACCAGCGCGCUGAGUCUCAGUAACGUGGCCGGCGUGUUCUAUAUCCUGGUGGGGGGUCUGGGUCUGGCCAUGACUGUGGCUCUGGUGGAGUUCUGCUAUAAGUCGCACCAGGAGACCAAACGCCUCAGACUUGCCCAAAAUGCCCAGAACUUCAAACCAGCUCCUCCAUCCACCACACAGAGUUUCACCACAUACAGAGAGGGCUAUAACGUCUACGGAACAGAGAGCGUCAAAAUAUAAUGAUUGGAAGCCUGUCCCUUGCUGAUCAUCUGGUAUGUGGCAUGGGAUAGACUCUCCGUCUCUUUGAGUCGACUGCGAUUCCCUUUAGAAAGUGGACACGCACCCAACCAAAACUCAUCUCACCAGAACACUUGUCUUCUCGGCUCUGACCACAACCUGAACCAAUAAUCACGCGAUAAAACUAUCGGAUGGACCAACACCCGCUCGCCCUCUCUCAGUGCCUUACUGAACCAGUGGCAAAACAUCCAAACAUGCAGACCAUCUCACCAAAGUCCUGGAGAUGUCCUGCUGGGUGCUGGGUCUAAAACCAUGUUUCAAUUUAUUCUUAUUAUGAGAGGGAAUAACGGAAAAGGAGGGAAGGAGAGAUAGACACACAGUUAUAAGAGGUUUGAUUUGGUUGAUCUCAUGAUCAGUGAUAACAGUGUUUAAUGUGUGACAGACAUCUUGUCUCCAUGACAACUCGCACUAGAAGGAGUGUCUACAGACAAACAUUUUAUGCAAUUUGUAGGAAAUAUUUUUGAAUGAUUCUGCUUAUUUAAAGUUUGUGCUGUGAUUCCUCAUCAACAUAAUUGUAAUGAAUAAUGUAAAUAAUACUUUCAGAUACAUUAUGGCAUUAGAGGACUAAUGUCAAUAUUGUUUCCUUUCACAAUUUGCAGUUUAUUUCGAUUUUUUUGUUCUUAGCAUAUUUACAUUGUAGUGAAUUCUUGCUGUCUGUGGAGUGUGAGAGAGAGACAGGACACUACUCUCUUUUCUGUACUGUAAACCCAACAAGAGUGUAAGAUUCUAAAUUUAUUUGCCAAGUUACUUUAUUCUGAAACAUAGGACAUAAUGACAGCAUAUUCAUAUAGCAUCAGCAACAACAACAACAACAACAAAAAAACAUUCAUAUAUUUCGCUAUCAUAGUCAACUGUUUUAUGCUUAGAUAAGUUCUUUUUAAAGUCAAGCUUAGGAAACAAAAAAAAUGUUUAAUUGUUUGUAAUUACUUUUUUGUUUUAAAAUGCUUUAAUAAAUAAACUAUGAAAUGAUUUAUUAUGAGAUAAAAUAUGAAUUCUGUUAAGAUGGAAAAAAGAGAAAACAUGGAUUUUUGAUUUUCUAAAUGCAGAUAAAGUCUGUUUAAAUUCUUAACAUUUGUUUAGAUGGCAAUAUGCAUAUUUAUUUUGAAGAUUUUGUAAAACUGACUUAUGUUUGAUUUGUAACUGAAUUUGCAUGUACAGUAAGGAUGAAAACAGCUUUCACCUCAAGAAAGCCGCCCUUGACAUGUCCCUCUGCUCUCCCUCUCCUCGUCGAUUCCCUGUUAAUAAUAAAAAUGAAUGAAUAGAAAAUUAUGAAAUGGUCAAGAUACAUCCUGAGGAAAACAAUAAUCUGUCCCUCUGCAUGACUGCAUCCAACUCUUAAACAUUUAAGUAUAUUUUGUAAAUAAAGACAGAUUUAAGACAAA